UCUCUCUGACCUUACAGCGACACAAGUUUACGAUUCAUCAAACCGAGCACAUCAGAUGUAGAGAGGACGAGUGGUGUAUCUAUCUAUUAGUCAAAGACCUGAGUGAGAUAGUACAGACUCUUGAGCCAGCCGUCAAAGUCAAGCCGAGCAGAGUUACAAAUCACUUGGCAGUUGCCCUCAACUCAACCAGAAGUCAAACAAGGUCCUCGAGACAAAUGAGCUCGUAUUUCGCACAUCCGAUGGCUGGUGCCGAAUUCCACCACAGCGGUGGCUCAAAUUACCCUCAGCAAUCGGUAGGGAGCUACGCUUUGACCGCCGAAGGGCCACAGCACUCCUCCCAUCGCCACCAGCAUUAUCAGGCGGGCAACCCAGUAGCUAGCCCACCGGCCAGCUACGCCUACCCCUACACCGAGGAUAGCCUUCACUCCCUUCAAAACGGCUACUACACCAUGGAAGGGGCUACCGGCAUGGAUGCCACCACAGCGAUAAACCACCAUCAUGCCGCAUCAGGGAACUCCACUUGUGGGUAUACGGUAGACCCCUGCUACCAGACAUCACCGGCCAGUAUGGGGGCAAUGUCGCGCAGAAAGACACCCACUAACACCCCUCCAGUUACCCUCUCGGACUGUGCAUCAAAUGCAAGUCCUCCGACGAACAUCAACAACAACAAUAACAAUCACCAUGGCUCAAUAAAAGGCUCGGGGAAGGGGCAAAGCAACGAACAAAUCUACCCUUGGAUGCGACGUAUACACUCCACAACAGCAGCGGCGGCGGUGAACGGUACAGAGCCCAGUAAACGAUCUCGCACAGCCUACACCCGUUACCAGACGCUUGAACUUGAGAAGGAAUUCCAUUUCAACAGGUACCUCACACGUCGACGUCGAAUCGAAAUCGCACACGCACUCGGUCUGACGGAACGACAAAUCAAAAUCUGGUUCCAGAAUAGGAGGAUGAAGUGGAAAAAAGAGCACAAUGUCAAGAGUAUCUCACAGCUGAUCAGCCAAGAGGCAGCAGCAAACCUCGCCGGUGCGACGGUGACGCCGCCCUCGGGUAUGCGCUGA
Messenger RNA from Lytechinus pictus (painted urchin), 1061 nucleotides. RefSeq names its product homeobox protein Hox-A5-like. The record is from RefSeq and is a predicted model, not a curated record. Gene Ontology annotation, molecular function: RNA polymerase II cis-regulatory region sequence-specific DNA binding; DNA-binding transcription factor activity, RNA polymerase II-specific. Gene Ontology annotation, biological process: positive regulation of transcription by RNA polymerase II; anterior/posterior pattern specification. Bases 216 to 1061 code for a protein of 281 amino acids. Lineage: Eukaryota; Metazoa; Echinodermata; Echinoidea; Temnopleuroida; Toxopneustidae. Gene Ontology annotation, cellular component: nucleoplasm; nucleus. The transcript is spliced from 2 exons.